This is a messenger RNA of Engraulis encrasicolus (European anchovy), 873 nucleotides long. RefSeq lists its product as uncharacterized. The record is from RefSeq and is a predicted model, not a curated record. The coding region runs from base 1 to 873 and encodes 290 amino acids. NCBI's taxonomy places the organism in Eukaryota, Metazoa, Chordata, Actinopteri, Clupeiformes, Engraulidae. The transcript is spliced from 4 exons.
AUGGAUAUGGAGAUGGAGGAGCCCCUGGGGGCGGCUAUCAACUCCAGCACCAACAGCAUCUCCAGCUCUCUUUUACACAACCACAGGGUGUCAGACGGUACAGGGGCACACACUCUUCGAUCCCAGACCGUAUCCCAAGGCUCACGGCUCACCUCCAUCUCCAACCCUCUAUCCACAGCCCAUAUCCCCCGCAGGACAUCUAACCACACCAGUCCCCCCUUAGGGCUGCUAUUGACUCAGCACCUGCAUAGCCUCCAGCCCUCUUUUACACAAGGCAACGCAAGCCCAUACACCCCCACACCUCCUCCACCUCCAGCCCCUAUCCACAGUCCCUACCUCCCUGCACCUCCUCCAUCCCCAGAACCCCUAUCCCCCUGCACCUCCUCCAUCUCCAGCCCCUACCUCCCUGCACCUCCUCCAUCCCCAGAACCCCUAUCCCCCUGCACCUCCUCCAUCUCCAGCCCAUAUUCACAGCCCCUACCCCCCCACACCUCCUCCAUGUCCAACCCCUAUCCACAGCCCAUAUCCCCCUGCACCUCCUCCAUCUCAAGCCCCUAUCCACAGCCCAUAUCCCCCCACACCUCCUCCAUCUCCAGAACCCCUAUUCCCGCACACCUCCUUCAUCUCCAGCCCCUAUCUCCAGCCCCUAUCCCCGCACACCUCCUCCAUCUGCAGCCCCUAUCCACAGGCCAUAUCCCCCACACCUGCUCCAUCUCCAGCCCUUAUCCCCCUUCACCUCCACCUCCAGCCCCUAUCCACAGCCCAUAUCCCCUGCAGCACAUUCAGCUUCACCGGCCCCAGGGGAUGCUAUCGAUCCAGCAGCACCUCCAGCUCUCUUUCACACAUUCACAGGGUGUCAGACUGUGCAUCUAG